This is a messenger RNA of Callorhinchus milii (elephant shark), 2287 nucleotides long. It is a transcript of the gene vwa1, whose product is annotated as von Willebrand factor A domain containing 1. Gene Ontology annotation, molecular function: protein binding. The record is from RefSeq and is a predicted model, not a curated record. The transcript has 7 exons. NCBI's taxonomy places the organism in Eukaryota, Metazoa, Chordata, Chondrichthyes, Chimaeriformes, Callorhinchidae. Bases 173 to 1699 code for a protein of 508 amino acids.
UGUGUGAGUGUUUCUGUCUGUCUGUCUGUCUCUCUCUGCACUGACUGCCAGAGAGUGCUGGCUCCAAGCAGGCAAGGCAGGGGAGGAACAUGAGCAGCUGGGGUGGGAAUUGGACUCCAAAGGCGAGAAAAGCCGAAUGAAAGAAAGGUGAGAGAAAGCCAGCCACACAACUAUGCUCGCCCUCAACGCUGUCUAUCUCUCCUCCUACCUCCUCCAGAUCACCAGCACCUUCUACCAAGUCAUCGCCUUGGAAGGGGUUGACCUGAUUGGAGAUGGUGUGGAAGGGGACCUGCUCUUCCUGAUGGACAGCUCUGGCAGCAUCUCCCCUUACGAGUUCAUGAGAAUGAAGAACUUUGUGGCGGAUUUAGUGAGACCGCUCCCCAUCGGGCCCCAUGACAUCCAAAUCGGUUUUGUCCACAUCAGCGACGAUCCUGUGGUGGAGUUCCCCUUCGAUGAGUACACGUCGGACUCUGCCUUGCAGUGGGCUCUCCUGAACAUGAAACAGAAGCUGGGGGACACUAACUCGGGCAAGGCCCUAUCUCACGCUGCCGACACCAUGUUUACGCAUCAAGCCGGUUCGAGGCCAGACCUCCCCAAGGUGGUGCUGUGGCUGACCGAUGGGAUUUCGACAGAUGACAUCUCUGGGCCCAUACAACAGCUCAAUGACCUGGGUGUGACCAGGUUCAUUGUCAGCAUUGGAAGGGGUAAUUACCUUGAGCUUAAAAACGCAGCCAGCCAGCCACCGGAUAAACAUCUCUACUAUGUAGACUCCGAUGACAUGUUUGUCAUCACUGAAGAACUACGAUACGAGAUUCUAAAUCUAAUGCGAGUGAAGAAACUGAGAGCCCUGGAUGUGACUGAUACCAGCUUUCGCUUGCUGUGGCCCAAGCUGUUAGGAAGUAGCUCAGAAUAUUACCUGAUCGAAUACAAUCCAGCACCCGACUCGCAAAGAAUACUGCGGAAAUUGGUCGCGGGAGACGAAACAAGUGCUGUUUUGACCCAGCUAUCUCCAGAGACCACCUAUGAAGUGAGACUUACCCCUAUGAAUGAUGAAAACAAUAUCAAACCGCUAGUAACCAAGGUAACUACACGCGAAGGGGAAGACAGCCCAGUGUCGAUCGUCAUCUCCGAGUCGAGCUCUGAAGGUUUCCGUGUCAGCUGGGCUCCAACUCCCGAGAGCAUUGCUUCUUACCUGGUGGUGUUUGGGGUCUUGCCGAGUGGACAGCCCAGCUCCCUCCAUGUGGACGGGAGGCAGAACACUGUAGUCCUAAACAAACUGGAGCCCAGCACCACCUAUCUGGUCACUGUGUCGGCCUUGUACAAAUCUGGCAGAGAAAAGGCUUUGUCGGCGAAAGCUUGUACCCGGGAGCUCUCCGACUCAGGCUCUGUGAGUCAAUUGUGGCCUUACGAGAUCACACCCGACAGUGUGGUGGCAACCUGGGACCCUACGCACGGCAGAGUGCUCAACUACCAGGUGACGUGCCCCCCACAGGCGGGCAGAAGACCCCCCGAGGCCGCACAGCGACCGGCUCGGAGUGUGCAACUAACAGAUCCGGUCGUGGUGAAUGCAACGCAGAAUUGUGUUGAAGCCAAGUCUGAAAAGGGAAGUGGCCACUGCAGGAAGUCAGGCAACCAGUUUGGUUCUUUGCCAGCUACCAGAUCCAAUAAAUCUCUCUGCACGAAAGGUCGAGACUGUUAGCAAAGCGGCCUGAAUUAUUGAGUCAUGCUGCGUCACCAUCACGAGAACUCAGCCAAAGCUAGACACUGCUCUAGAUGGUGUUGAUAAAAUGGAUCCGCAGACUUUAAUCAGAUCAGGUCGGAAGACAAGUCAGCCUUGUCAGUAUUGUAAGAUGCUGGGAUAUGUUAUGGGAACUGAGUGUUCUCUCUUUCAAGUCUCCUGGAACUUCCAAACUCCCAGUUUAUAAUGUUGGGGAUGUGCAUUGAUUCAGCGAGUUAACUCAUGGUUUCUGUGUCUCUGUGCAGUAUCGAAGGAACAGUCCAAACUGUUCCCAAAACGGAACCGUUUGAAAUGCGAAUUACACGUUUAAACGUGCGUGCGUCCAGUUGAUAGAAGACACAAAAAAAAAAACCCGCGGGAGAUUUUUUUCACACGUGAUACAUACAUAAUACAACUCUCGGUUUGUUCCGUGCCUCCCAGGCAGUGUCUCGAAGUGGCGAACGUAGAGGGAGAGUUCAGACUGUUCGUAUCUCUGCGCAUGUAUUAUUAAAUGCAUUCACUGUAAUCUAACUCGUAUCAGAUUAAAAUGUGAACGAUUGUAUUGUAAAA